This is a messenger RNA of Columba livia (rock pigeon), 9018 nucleotides long. It is a transcript of the gene VGLL3, whose product is annotated as vestigial like family member 3. Gene Ontology annotation, biological process: regulation of transcription by RNA polymerase II. Lineage: Eukaryota; Metazoa; Chordata; Aves; Columbiformes; Columbidae. The transcript has 4 exons. Bases 209 to 1114 code for a protein of 301 amino acids. Gene Ontology annotation, cellular component: nucleus. The record is from RefSeq and is a predicted model, not a curated record.
UGCUGCUGCUGCUGUCGCCGCCGGGGCGCCCCGCGCCGCUGCCGCCGCGCUAUAAGUGCGGGAGCGGGGCGCGGCGGCCGCCGAAGAUGCGCUGGCAGCCGGGGCUGCGCGGCGCCCCGCCGCGGCCGCCCUGCGCGGAGGAGGAGGAAGAGAAGAAGAAGGAAGAAGAAGAAGCGGGAGGCGGCGGUGGCGCGGGGCGGCCGCGGCCAUGAGCUGCUCGGACGUGGCCAUGCAGCAGCCCGCCCCGGCGGCGUGCGGGGCGCCCCGCUAUCUGGCCGGCGCCGCGGCCGCACCCGCGGCGGGCUGUUCGCAGAAGAAGUUAGCUGUAUACAACAAGAUGCAGGAGUCUCUGGAAGUGACCCUUCCCAGCAAGCAAGAGGAGGAUGAGAAAGACCAGCCUGCCGAGAUGGAGUACCUUAACUCUCGCUGCGUCCUUUUCACUUACUUCCAGGGAGACAUUGGUUCAGUAGUGGAUGAACACUUCUCAAGAGCUUUGAGCCAAGUCAGUAGCUUCAGUCCAGAAACUGCCCUUACGAAGAGCAAGGCAGGGCUAAAUCCUCUGUGGAGAGAAAGCUCAUCAAUUUCAAGCCAAAGGAGCAGUUUUCCAACUUCAUUUUGGACCAGCUCUUAUCAGCCUCCCCCUCCACCAUGCUUAAGCGGAGUACACCCUGAUUUCCCUGUUACUGCACCAGGCACCUUCCCAACACCAGAUCCCAGCAGCUGGCCAGGACACGGCCUUCAUCAGACUGCCCAGCCUCCUCCCCCUGCCACAUCUGAAUCCUGGCAUUAUCCUUUAGCAUCUCAGGUGAGCCCUUCGUAUGCACACAUGCAUGAUGUGUACAUGCAUCGUCAUCACCCUCAUCCACACAUGCACCAUCACCAUCCCAGCUCGCACCGUGACCCCCGAUAUGGGUCCCUGCUGAUGCCUUCAGUUCGCGCAGCCAGGAUUCCUGCUCCCCAGUGCGAUGUGACAAAGACAGAUCCUGCUGCUGUCACCAGCGCUACCUCAGCAUGGGCUGGAGCCUUUCAUGGAACAGUGGACAUUGUGCCAAGUUUUGGGUUUGACACAGGUCUACAGCAUCAGGACAAGAGCAAGGAAGCUUCUUGGUUCUGAAGUUUGGAUAAAUUAAGACCAGCUAGAGCUGGAGUUGGUGCAGCUGGUCGCACGAUAUAACAGUCAUUGACUCCUUCUGCAUGGGGCAAAGGACACACGUGAAGAUGAAGAGCCAAGCAUUCUGGUUUUGCUAUUGAGCCUUUUGUUUGUAAGGCUGUUUAUGGGUCCCAUAGUGUUGGAAAAAAACAAAAACCUAGCUUUUCUUUCUUUCCUCAUCUGAGCCUGCUGCAGCUGGGCAACCUAACUCCUUUCUGCUCCUUUAACAGUGUUUUGUUUUGUUCUGUUCAGCUUGAUAUUUUUAUGAACAGUCUCAAUUGUCAGGAGAAAGACUCUCCCUUGACUACAGUGCGCCUCCUUUCAGGAAUACAGUAUUUUGUAGCUCUUUGUGCAUCUAUUUUUGUAGAAAUACAGAAAGUUUGGGUAAGAAUUGAUGGGCUAUUUUAGGAUGACAUAUUUUUUUAAAAAAAGUUGUAAAAUUGUUAAGUUCUGUUUAAAGAACUUGCUCUCAGAGAAGCACUGGCAAAAAAAAUGUAUAAAAUGUUAUUUUUAGAUGUCUGUGAUGUGUUUGUGCAUUGUUUUUUUUGUUUGUUUGUUACCUCAAAUGUCUAUCUUUCUUUUUUAAAGAGCUAAACCUUUCUUGUCUCCACAUUACUAGAUUUUGAUGGUUUUGUACUUUUGUUCUAGCUUAAGCAAGUGUAAUUCACACCUCAAUUUUCAGCCAAAUAUUUUUCCUACUGGUGUUAGAUUGUAAUAAGGGUGUUUUUAUUUUCUUGCUUCUAAAGGUGGCUUUGUGCUGUGCUUAUUGUCAGAAGCCUGCAAACACCUUUAGCAUGGAGCAAAGCCUGGGGCUGGCAGAAACUGAAUUUUCAACCCACCCAUUCUUUCAAAAUGGACCAAAUACUCUUACGGAUUUAAAUCAGACAUGAGUUUAGGCCUCAUCCACCUCAAGGAAAGCGCUGAAAUGUUCAGCUCCUGUUGACUUCAAAAUCUGUUUCUCUAACCUAAGAUUUGCUCUGGGCCUUUUGAGACCCCAGCUGCAGCUCUUGAAUUUUGUGAGAAGUUGCACGUACUCUGCUUGCACAAAUUCAGGCCUGGCUGCUGUCUGGGUAAUGAUCUGAACUUGGAAAUGAUGCGGCCAUGUCUAGCCACAGUGCUCUGGCCUCUGAUGUGUGUAACAAGGACUUUAGUUAAGGCCAAGGUGAACAUGAUCCAAUUAUGAGUAAGGGCUGCAAAAUUAGCCUUGACAGCCCUAGUCCUGGGAUGGGCUGGAGCUGGGUCAGCCCCCAUGCCCAACCCUAGGCCUCCAGUGUGAGUGUCAGCAUGUGCUUAGGUGAGGCUGAGUGCAGGAUCAGAGCCUGGGUUGCCAGGUCCUAGCUAUUGCUUGGAGAUGUUGCCUUUCUUCUCUGUGCACCCAGAGUCCCCCUGUAAUAUUUCCCAAGGCGCUUAUAACCUAUUAUAUUUCUCUUACCACUGUUUUCAGACAUCCCUGUCUGAAAGACAAAUCAGCUAAAUGGAAACCAAGACAUAAACACGUGGCUGAAAUAAGAAGAGUUUAAUUUUAAGGCUAUGAGCAUUGUAAAUGUAAGUUUGUCAGGUGGAGACCACAUGCAUCAAUGUGUGAAAGGGAAGGGGGAGUGUUGGGAUGUGCAUGCCAUUCUGAGGUUCAUGUCUCCUUCCCUGUGCUGCUGCUUCUCUCCAGACUUUUUGAACUUGAUCCUACGAGGUAUUGAGCGUUCUUCCUUGCCACGUGAGAGGGCUUGACAUGCUGGCACUGGAAACAUCAGAAUUAUGUUACAAUUUGGCAAGGCUGUUAAGUGGUCUAGCUGAUAUGAAGUUCGAGACAGUGUGAAAGUGCUGAAUGGACUAUGCUUAAACAAUACUUUAAAAUAGUAGGGUUGCAGUUUCUGUGUUGGGAUGCUGAAUUAAAUGUGAUGGGCUUUUUCUGCUCAUCUUUAUAGUCCAUCAACAUUUCUUAACAGAAUUAACUCUCAUGACAGUUCUAUGUGUUAUUGCUGCUCUGCUGGAGCUAGCUCCUCAAUUUGUCAAUGAAUUCAUAAUGCAAUUGGAAAACUGUACAGGGGCAACACAGUAAGAGCUGCCACAGUUCACUUUCUUACCAGGACAGUACAGUUCAGGAAAUAUCUCACGAAUAAUAGUUCUGACAGUGUGAGAAAUAUUGGGAAGGAAAAAAAGUCCAAGCUUUUAAAGUCUUUCUCUUUUUAUUUUUUCUGGACUUGGCAAAGCUGGAAGGCAAAGAGGCAAUGUAUCCUCUUUGAACUUCAGGGCUGGAGAGCUUGUGGGGAGCAAAAGAAAAGCUGACAUUUCUUUUUGAGGUGUAGUGUGUCUGGCUUCCUGAAAUAGUUUAAAAUCUAGCAAGAGUGGUCAGUUCAUUGCCUUCUUUGCAAGUUCAGAUGAGGGACCUCCUCCUGUUCCCUAUAGAUGACAAAGCAGAAUGGGACAGGAAAAAUCAGGCCCAUCGUUUGCACUGGAAUCCCUUUCUGGAUUGUUUUAUUAAGUUAACGAUUAGUGGGGAUGAAUAUGCGGUGAAGCUGUUGCCUCUUCCACCUCAAGGACUACUGUUAUAUGCCCAGUUUCCACUGCUGAACCUUUGAGUGUGUUGAAGGAACUUCUGUUGCUCUGCAGGCUCUAGGACACAAAUACCAACAAAAACCUGCUAUCUUCUGUAGCCAUUCAUGUACCAGUCAAUCGACUUUGAAAGUCAAAUAAUUUUAUUUUAUUCUUUCCUCCCCUCAGUCACUAACCAUGCCCUGUACUGAGUUGGAAGUAAAAGCAUAAGUGGUGCACAGCAGCAGCCCUACUUCUAUGUUCUACAAUUUGAUGGAUAGGAAAGAAAAAGUCCUUCCCCUGACAAUUUUUUAAGUUAAAUUCAAUAGAUUUAUUUCUCUCUCUCUCUCAUACACGCACAUUUAUACACACGCACAAAUGUGCUUAUGAGAAGCAGAUGCUGUGAUGGUUUUGUUCUUGAAAAAAGAGGCGAGUGUUUGCUCACAGCAUUGCAUGGAGAACUGAUGGCAGCAAGAAAGAAACAGAAAUGUUAAGACUCCUCAUGUUUCCACAAAUAGGAAAAAAGGCCCUUAAAAUCAGGUCACAGUCAAAUUAUGUGUCUUAAUGCAUUACUAAAGGAGUUGUUUCAUUCUUUUUGUGUGUGGUGAAUUCUGAUGCUGUCCCAAGAAAAUGGAUAAUUCAUUUUGCGAGGACUUAUAAAACAUGAUGUACUCUGUCACUAUUUCUGGGAGAACAUAGGGAAAUUAUUGUCUUUUUUCAAGAAAAAUCUACAUACUAAACUCUUUAAAGUCGUCAAAGAUUUUAUUUUAUUCUUAUUAAUGUUGAGAAAUCUGCUUUCAAUUUUUGUGUCUUCAUCUGAAGACUGUGAGGGUUCAAGCUGUCCACCAAUUUUUGAAAAGCAGAUGCCAGUUUGUUUCAACUCGGUAUUUCUACCCCAACAAUAUAAUGGAAUAGUGCAGCUACUGACCACCAGGCAGAUUUGAUUUUUGGAGAGUUGAAUAAGCUGCACUUGACACCAGUAUAAUCAACUUUGUUCCAAUUCCUCUCCUCACCAGACACACAAAUUCAGUGAUCAGUUUAUCUGAUACCUCUUUCAUAGUGUGAAGACAUUCUGUGAAUGGCAGUUUUCUCUCAACUGUCUGCUUCUACCUUAAAACAUGCUUUUGAGGAUGAAGCUCUCAUCACAGCUUUCAGAGAGAGCAGGCGUUGCAGGAGGGGAAUGUCAAGUUUACCCCCACCUCCACUUAGGAUCAGCUGGCCUGUACUCAGCCUUUCUGCUUCCAGUCUAGUGUGUAUGUCUUGCUCUCCUCCCACAAUUCUUGAAGUUUAUGUGUAUAUUUAUACACAUAUAUAUAUACAAACACACAUGUAGCUAUACUGGGUUCCCUUCAUUCCACUCUUGUGCUUCAAAUGCAUGUCCUUUGGAAAUGGAGUGAAUGACAUCAGUAAUCUCAUCGAAGAGUGAGAAAAUGUAGGCGUUUUAUUGCAUUCUCUGUAACCUCAGGAGUGAACAGAUUUUUUUUCCAUAUUUGUAAAAAACAAAAGCAAACAACAGAAACCCAACAAAAACCAAUAUUUUCAAAAUGCCUGAUUUGUUGUAUCUAUAAUGAUGACCAUGGAGUUAGCAGAGUUAUGUAGAGUGGUGCAAUAUAUUGCCUUUCAGCAGACAAGCAUAUCUUUUUGAAAAUAAUUAUUUUAAUUAAUUUCAGGUACAAGCUUUCUCUCCAUAUCAAUGGACCAGCAGCAUAUAUUUCUUAUAAAUGAUUUAGAAAUGUGUAUAUUUUUAAAGUUGAAUUUUGACUUUAAUAUGUCAGCCUUUGAGCUUUUAAAGGGUAUUAGGAUGACAAAUAUUGUUUGUGUGUGAAUUUUUUUAAAAAGUUGAUGCAUGUUAUUUGGAACUGAAAUCUCAUGUAAAGCAGGAAGGUAUUUAAAAAUAAAUACUGCUUUUACAUAUUAGCCCUAUGGGCACAAUAUGACAGUUGUGAUGCAGGAUGUUGUCCCUCUAAAGGCUAAGAACCUCUUGUCUGAGCAAGAUCACAAUCCAGUCCCUGUGACAGAAGAGACAGGAGCAGUUAUCUUGCAAAGGCUGAGCUUGUAGAUCUGUGAGCAGAGAUGGUCAUCUCCAGCAUUGUGUGUAGAUGGCUGGGCAACUGCUGCUCAACAUACUAAAAAUAGGCUGUGUUGGCAGGUUUACACUUGCCCUGUCUUAUGGGGUGAACUGAUUGCCAAGGGGAAUUAGAAAUGUGUCUGGAAACCUGUGUUUUAGCUGCCCUUGGUCUGUACAGUGCUCUCCUUGUUCUUGCUCUGUGACACCAUGAUGAGACUUGUGAAAGCUGGGCUGGAGUCCCCUGCGAAAUGCAGCAUGGUUUUAGCUUACAAUAAAGAUAGUUUAGGGAUGGGGGUAAUUAAAACAUCACAGCUAUGUCGUGCAGCUGCUCAAAGGCUCAAGUCUUCAAGAUGGAUCAACUUUGCAUCAUUAAUGAUGGCAGUUUGCAUACAGGAGCUCAAAUACUGCUUCCCUCCCUCAUUGUCUUUGGCAGUCUUCAAUGGCAUUGAGAUCAUUUGGAUCAGCCUCAAAUGCCCAAAUUGCAGUCCAGUGUUGGCUGGUAUAGCAUGGUGACCUGGGAUCUGGCCCAGCAUUGGUGGACAUCAGUUGGAAUCAGCAUUGAUUCUGGUGAGCUUGGCUUCAGGUGACUAGUACCUAUAGUCAACUGAUAUUUAUAGCAGUUGAGGUUUACAGUAAUCUACUAAAGUAUCUGCAGAACUAUGCUGCACUUUCCCUGCUAGCUGUUUGUAGCUGUUGUUUAAAACUAUCAGUCAAAUCAGGGUCCCCCUCCUCCCCUCUACUGUUUUCCAACCCUGCUUCCCUCAAAACUCCAUUAAACUUUUUUGCUCCUCUUAUCAAAACUGAUGGGGAAGCUUUGUAUAAAGAAAAGUGUCACUGUUUUAAUUACUGAAUAAAUAAUUUAAUGUGAAUUUUAUUGUUAUAUUUUUAUGUAGCAUUUUCAGUUUGGUCUGUAUUUCUCAACAAUUAGCUAAUGCUUUCUUUUUAUUCUUAUGCGACUGAAGAACUCAUAAAUCUCUUUGUAAAUUACAGCAUCCCGAGUUUCUAUUUUUUUUCAUGAGAUUAAUUUUUAGAGCCAAGGGUUUAUCUUCUGUUGAAAAUGUGGUAAAACAAGUGUUCUGAACUGCUUCUCUACUAAAAUUGGAUGGAGUGAAAGCCUAGCAUCAAAGAGAUUUCGAACAGGGCUCUCAUGAAGGCACUAGCUUUCUGUUUCAGAUACUGUCAAUUGCUUCUGUUACCGUGUUGUCUUUUUAUAUAUACAUAUAUAUUUUAGUUGCAUUAACACUAGAGGUUAUUUUACAAUGAGACUUAGUAGAAUCACUACCUGACGUUUCUUAGUGUAAGACCCUUUUUAAUGCUGUUGUUUUCUGACAGUUUUGACAGUCAUCAAGUAGAGAUUUGCCAUACAGGUAAUUGAUCUCAAAUUUUUUUGGCAAAGUUCAGUGAUUCUGGCUAAGGAGGUAACUUUGCCCUUGCUAAAAUUAUUUUACAACUGUUUUAUUAAGAAAGAUUUGCAUGUCUGUGUUCUGGCUCGAGGGCUUAAGUUUUGGUGUUUUGGUCACAGAUACAUCAUUUAUUGUUCCAGCAGAGGGGAAAAAGAAAACCAAAGUUUGGCCAAGCACUGAGCUUUUGAAAAAUUACCACUUGCACGCAAUCAGCAGGGAGCUGUUACGAGUUUAGUUGCAAAAUCCUGUGAAGAUCCUGACCAUAUGGGAUGUACUCUGUUUCAGAGCAUCAGGAGAUGAGCAGGAUUUUCCCCAUACGUCUUGCUCCAGGCUUUGUUUCCAGGACAAGAGAGCAAGCAGGGUCCUUUUUCUCUGUGCAAAAUCACCUUGUCCUUCCUUCUUAGGCCAUGAGGAAGAGAUGGAAAGAGCUGCCAGGUAGAAACUCAAGGAGAGGAAGGCCAGGAAAGGAGAAGACUGGGUUCAAAAGCUUCCUGUAGGAGAGAAUGGGGUUUGGGAGCUACCAGGAGAGAAGCAGUCUGUGUGGACAGUGGGGAUGAAGAUGGGAUGUGAACCGCUAAAAAAGAAAAAAAAAGAAAAUAAUGCCUAACAAUCACUUGGCUAAUACAUGAAAGAUGUAGAGGGGGAUGUCACAGCCAUCAAAAAAUACCAGAAUAAUGUGAGGACUUAGAAAUUUAGUAUAAACUAAGUGCCAAGGAAAACGUAGGGUAAUCAUUGCAGGAUAUUUCUUUCUUUGAAGUGAGCUGUGUACACUGCCGUUUAGUCUGUGAGAAAAGUCAUGAAAGCCCUUUUGCUUUAAGAUGAUCACAAUAAUCCCCAGCAAAGCAAAGGCAUUUUAGGAAGGAAGAGCAUGUUAAGCAAGGGGAUGAACUAGCUGAAAUGCUUUUUCUUCUUCCUGUAACUUCUACUGCUCUCACCAGAGUGGGGCUCCAGCUGUAUUGCCCUACACUUGGGCUUCCAGGUGGUUAUGGGGGUUAUUUCUACAUGCUCACAUCGCAUCAAGAAAUGAAAGCAGGGGAAGUGACACUGAAGAGUAAGCAUUACUUUAUGACUGAUUUUGUUUGUGACAAUCCACGUCCUCUGUUAAUGUAAAUCGGUGUCACCCACUUGGCUUUAGUAACCUUAAUGCCCACUAAGAAUCUCGUCAGUUAUGUCUGGAUAAAUCUUGUUUUGGCUGUUAUCAGCUGGAAACUGGGUCCUAGAUUGGUGCCUGGGGGAGGUGCUUCCCUCAGAGCCAGGAUCCAGAUGGGUGACAUCAGUGGUGCUCAGCUCGCCUAGUACAGGGAAAAUGCCACGGAAAAAGUGAGGAGUGGGGUUGGCAUCCUCCGUGCUGGUGGGGGAGGUAAGCAUGGCCCAUGGCCAGCUGCUGGGGCUGGCUGGCCCUGGUGGGACAGAGGUGCUACUAACUCUUCAUGGAGCCCCCAGCCAUGGUGGGGCCGGUCAUCCCAGCAGGAUCUCAGACUCUGAGGGGUUAUGCUCCCUGCAUGACGUGGGAGGCCGGGUGGGGACUGAGACAUCUGGUGAGAAUUCCUCACAGCUGAGCUGUGUGUUGGGCUGGGAUGCCGAUUAAUUUAGCUGAUUUCUUUUCUGGGGUUGUUGGGAGGAGGAGGGGAGGCUAGAUGCCACAGCCUUCCAGUAAUUGUCACUCCUUCAGAGUAUCACUUUUUCUUUCUUUGAAGACAAGUGAGAAAUUAUAUUAGAAAAACAAACAAACAAAACCAAAAUGCAACACCGAAACAACAAACCAACACCAGGAACUAUACCAAUGUCUUUGCUUUGGCAAUAAAUGUACAUCUGCAAUGGGAAAAUGUGUGGGUAAUAAAGUUUUGAUGUUGGCUGUUGUACAUACA